AUGUCAUAUUUCAGAAAAUCGGACUUGAGUGAGGACGCAGUGGAGCUGGAAGUGAUGCAAGGGAUAGUCCGUGGGCUGCAUGACUGGAUCAAGGUGGCACAUCAAAAAUCACGGCGACGUCGUACUAGUCAGGCAGAUGAGGAGAUGUUAGAGGGUCUCAGUGCUUGGAUGAGAGGUUGGAAAGACGUCGAGGACGGCUUCCAGAUUCGAGGACGCACACGGAAGACGAGACGUGAUCAAAGACUGGUGAAGAGUGAAGACUGA
Molecule: messenger RNA, 264 nt
Organism: Penicillium taxi
Lineage: Eukaryota; Fungi; Ascomycota; Eurotiomycetes; Eurotiales; Aspergillaceae
Exons: 1
Coding region: 1-264 (87 amino acids)
Source: RefSeq, a predicted model, not a curated record